This is a messenger RNA of Dentiscutata erythropus, 299 nucleotides long. The record is from the annotation of a GenBank genome assembly. Lineage: Eukaryota; Fungi; Glomeromycota; Glomeromycetes; Diversisporales; Gigasporaceae.
AUGAUAGUGAAAGCAUUGAUAAUAGUGCAAAGAAAGUGGAAGAUGUCAGUAGAAAUAAAAGUAAAAUAUCCAAUGAAGAUCCAAAGCUUGAUAUACUAGGCAAUAAGAUAAAUUUAUCCAAAUAUUUCUGGGACAAUGUAGGCCAUGAUGAUUCUGUAAAAAAGGUAGAAAGUGUAAAGAAAAAGAUAGUUAAUAUAGUGAAUACUUUUAGAGACAAAGAAGAUAAAAUGAAUAUGAGUGAACCAAAAAUGGAGAACUUACCUGAAAGUCCUGAUGAGAAAAAGAUCGAAAAUAAUAAA